AGGCCUCCAAACUCGUUCAUCAUCUAUCGAACUGAGAAGCAAGACGAGGUUCUUCGACUGCAUGAAGGCAUUACGAACAACGAGGUGUCUCGAGUCAUUGGGAGGAUGUGGGCCGAAGAGCCGCAGAGCGUCAAAGAUGAAUACAAGGUGAAGGCGGAGGAAGCCAAACGAUUGCACACCAUGGCCUUCCCAGACUACAAAUACACGCCCCGCAAG
Messenger RNA from Fimicolochytrium jonesii, 216 nucleotides. RefSeq names its product high mobility group box domain-containing protein. The record is from RefSeq and is a predicted model, not a curated record. The transcript is spliced from 2 exons. The annotation marks the transcript as partial. Lineage: Eukaryota; Fungi; Chytridiomycota; Chytridiomycetes; Spizellomycetales; Powellomycetaceae. Gene Ontology annotation, biological process: anatomical structure morphogenesis; cell differentiation; regulation of DNA-templated transcription. Gene Ontology annotation, molecular function: DNA-binding transcription factor activity, RNA polymerase II-specific; RNA polymerase II cis-regulatory region sequence-specific DNA binding.